CGCCUGGGUUCCAUUCUAUUCUUCGUCCGCGGCGGAGCAAAACCCGAUUUGCUGCCUGCAACAUGCGCGUCGCAGCGGGCAAGAGGGCGCUCGCUUGACGCCGCAUCCUACUCGCACGAGCCAAAAAAUACAAUAUUUUUACUGCCGCAGCGAAUCACGAAUCGCUGCCACCGCUAGCGCUCCCGCAGGGCAAGUGCAGUCUGUGCUACCAGUGCAGCAGCGGCAAGCGAAGGGAUAAACGCUCGAAUAAACAACGCCCACCGCCGCGGGCCAAGGCCAUGCGCAUCAUCAUGCUCGCGCUCUUCGCACGCGGCGCCCGCGCGCUGUCGGCCGUGCCGGCGGCCGCGCGCCGCCUCCAGAAAAUAAAAGAGCUCGAGAGCAAGCACGCAUCAUUAGUGGCCAGCGGCGCGAAGCCCGCUGUGAUAAGAAACGCGCGGAAAGAGCUCGGGCGCCUGAAGCGGAUGCCGCCGCCGGUUGAUGGCGUCGAGUCCGCGGUGGCGACGUUCUACGGCUUCUUCGCAGUGGAGGAGCCGUCUGUAGUCGUCGCGAGGCUGCGUGCAGCGCUCGAAGAGGACGGUCUCGUGCUUGGAUCGGUGUCGGUGGCUAGCGAGGGCUACAACGGCGCCCUCGCGGUGCCCGUCGAACGACGAACACGGCUGGCACAAACGUUGAGUAAUGCGGCUCCGGAGCUGUGGCCAACGGAAGAGGACGCGAUCAAAGCGCUGAACUGGGACGCCCAGCCGACGCGGAGCAGCCCCUUCCACCGGCUAUUGGUGAAAGAAAAGAAACGAGCCCUGGUGGACGGCUUCGAGGAGCCCCUGGACUGGGACGACUGCGGCGCCGAAGUGCCACCGGAGGCCUGGCACGACGAGAUCGCGCAACCGGGCGCCACUGUCCUAGAUGUCAGAAACACGUAUGAGAGCGACGCCGGCUCCUUCGCCGGCGCGACGCCCCUCAACACGUCGACCUUCGUGGAAUCGUGGCCGAGGCUCGACGAAGCGCUCGCCGACGUGUCGAGAGAUGAACCGGUGCACAUGUUUUGUACCGGUGGUGUGAGGUGCGUCAAGGCCGGCGCGUACGUCAAACAAAAACUCGGCUUUACGGAUGUCCGACGGCUUGAACACGGCGUGGUCGCGUACGAGCGGUGGGCGGCGGGCAGUGGCGAGAGUCGCUUCGAGGGCGAGAAUUUUGUGUUCGACAAGCGCGUCGACGCCGUCGAGGCGCCAGUGAUGUCUGAUGAGGAUCUCGAGGCGCGGCCGCCAUAAUACUAGCUACUAC
This is a messenger RNA of Pelagomonas calceolata, 1278 nucleotides long. Lineage: Eukaryota; Pelagophyceae; Pelagomonadales; Pelagomonadaceae. The record is from the annotation of a GenBank genome assembly.